Loa loa (African eye worm) is the source of this 1471-nucleotide messenger RNA. RefSeq lists its product as hypothetical. The transcript is spliced from 5 exons. The coding region runs from base 86 to 1069 and encodes 327 amino acids. Lineage: Eukaryota; Metazoa; Nematoda; Chromadorea; Rhabditida; Onchocercidae. The record is from RefSeq and is a predicted model, not a curated record.
UGCAAGGGCACGGGUUUGGUGUAUAAUUUAGAGUAGUUGCUGUUCGGGUGUGUUUGGUACUUUCUGAUACUUCGUUUGAUACAAUAUGCAGAGAUAUCUCAUCGUUGCUUUCAUGCAGGGUUUCAUGGAGAGGAAAAUAGAGAUCUCGUCGACGGGGCAGAUAACUCGUGUCGAUGUCAAGUUUGCUUAUUUAACAAAUGAUAAGUGUGGAAGUGUGUUCGUCCCACCAUGUUCAGCUCUCCCGAAAAAUUGUCGUAGUCCUGAUUUAACUCUUUUUUAUAAGGCUGGUGAUAUCGUUCAUUUCACAGCGAUACCGCAGCAAGUUAAGAACGACUGUCAGUGGCUAGCCACAAAGGUAACUCCGUCAGCAAAUAACGACGUGUAUCAAGCGCCAUGUCAUGGAAUCAGCAAUUUCCAACAGAUUGUCACAAUCACAUUAGUAACUGAAACGUAUGCAUAUGCUAGCAAUGAUGAGCUAGGUAUGGUUUUCAUUCCUGGGGCAGCUUUUCAACAAACCGAGGUAGCAAAAUUGGAUAGCUAUUUGACUGUUGGUGACAGCAUCAUAGUUCGCAUUCGUUCACAAGCUCCUAGAUGUGGUUGUAAUUGGAUUGCUGAAUAUGCCAGCAAAAUCACCGCCUUAAAUGCUGCUGCAUCUUCUGUGCUGAAUGAUAGUGGUAAUGAAAGUUCCUGUGAUGAUCAUAUAAAACGAGGUAAAGGAAUAAUUGUAUGGGCAGAUCAUUUAAUGGCCUGCGUGAUGAACGAUUGCAAUGAGAAAGUGAUGUGUCCAAUUCUGACUUGGAUGGGAGGCAAUAACGGCAACUUGUUUGCCGAAAGCUUAACUGAUGUGGUUGAAGUUGGGCAAACGGUCUUUUACGAAGCAGUGUUUAAUAAUAUCGGACUGAGGGCAAAAUGGUGGUCUACGAAAUCUCCAAAAAAGAAUUUUGCUGAUUCUUAUACCCAAACAGCGCUCACCGUGGAGCAGAUGAUUAUUCGGUCUAUAGAACCUGAUAUCCUUCAACAUUUGCAAAAGAAAAUUCCGACUAUAAUUAAGCUUGCUAAAAAUUUAUAGUUAAUUAGGAUUUUUUUAAGUCUGUUCAGUAGCGGAGUACAUGGUUCUCUAUACUUACGGUUAAUUAUCUUUCCACUUAUGUGUAGUUUUUUUUUUUUCGUGGUUCUCGUCAGUCUUGAACCAUAUCCUUAAACAAAAUAGUGUAAUAUAAGUGGAAAUGACAGGAAUAAUUCUGUGAUCCACUGAUCUCAUUCACUGAUGCUUUCUGGAAUAAAACUUUGUGUAUUUUAAGCAAUCUGUAUUUCAGUUAUUUAGGUACUGCAGAGUCGCAUUUCUGUUUCAAGUACACUUCCGAUUGGGUCCUUGGGAAUUUCUUAUUUGAUUAAGAGUUUCCUUCCUAUGUCAUACAUUCAGACUUGAUAUGAUAUUCAAGUAUUUUCGAACUCUUAAUUCCUGGUGUCC